Messenger RNA from Balaenoptera acutorostrata (minke whale), 1285 nucleotides. It is a transcript of the gene GLRX3, whose product is annotated as glutaredoxin 3. The record is from RefSeq and is a predicted model, not a curated record. Lineage: Eukaryota; Metazoa; Chordata; Mammalia; Artiodactyla; Balaenopteridae. The transcript has 11 exons. The coding region runs from base 70 to 1074 and encodes 334 amino acids.
UGUGUAGCCGCCCGAGCCCCUCCCCCAUCGCCCGCCCGCGCUCGAUUGCUCUCGUCUGGCGGCGGCAGCAUGGCGGCGGGGGCGGUUGAGGCGGUGGCUGCCGUUGUGGAGGUCGGCUCAGCCGGGCAGUUUGAGGAGCUGCUGCGCCUCACAGCCAAGUCCCUCCUUGUAGUCCAUUUCUGGGCACCAUGGGCUCCACAGUGUGCUCAGAUGAACGACGUGAUGGCAGAGCUAGCCAGAGAGCACCCCCAGGUUUCAUUUGUGAAGUUGGAAGCUGAAGCUGUUCCUGAAGUAUCUGAAAAAUAUGAAAUUAGUUCUGUUCCCACCUUUCUGUUUUUCAAGAAUUCUCAGAAAAUGGAUCGAUUAGAUGGUGCCCACGCCCCAGAGUUGACUAAAAAGGUUCAGCGACAUGCGUCUAGCGGCUCCUUCCCACCCAGUGGUAAUGAGCACCCGAAGGAAGACCUCACCCUUCGCCUGAAGAAGUUAACUCACGCUGCCCCCUGCAUGUUGUUCAUGAAGGGAACUCCUCAGGAGCCGCGCUGUGGUUUCAGCAAGCAGAUGGUGGAAAUUCUUAACAAACAUAAUAUUCAGUUUAGCAGUUUCGAUAUCUUCUCAGAUGAAGAAGUUCGUCAGGGCCUCAAAACCUAUUCCAAUUGGCCGACCUAUCCCCAGCUCUAUGUUUCUGGAGAGCUCAUAGGAGGACUUGAUAUAAUUAAGGAGCUAGAAGCAUCUAAAGAACUGGAUACAAUUUGCCCCAAAGCCCCCAAGUUAGAGGAAAGGCUCAAAGUACUGACAAAUAAAGCUUCUGUGAUGCUCUUUAUGAAAGGAAACAAACAGGAAGCUAAGUGUGGCUUCAGCAGACAGAUUCUGGAAAUACUAAAUAGUACUGGUGUUGAAUAUGAGACAUUUGAUAUCUUGGAGGAUGAAGAAGUUCGGCAAGGAUUAAAAACUUACUCCAAUUGGCCGACAUACCCUCAGCUGUAUGUGAAAGGGGAGCUUGUUGGAGGACUGGACAUCGUUAAGGAACUGAAAGAAAAUGGUGAGUUGCUGCCUAUACUGAAAGGAGAAAAUUAAUAAGCGUUAGACUUGGUGCCCAGCUACUGCAAGAAAGCCUUCAUUCCAGUGGAGCAGCUCAUGAUUUAGUCCUCAGAAGUGGGCUAGGAGUAGAAAAUGCUCGUCCCAGUUACGCUUUGUGUAUUUCACAAGGUUGUGCUAAAUAAACGUAUGUGACGUUUCUUCCACCAAAAACAACGCAAUAAACACCUUCAAGUUCAGUUAAAAAUAA